Molecule: messenger RNA, 3541 nt
Organism: Pelobates fuscus (common spadefoot toad)
Lineage: Eukaryota; Metazoa; Chordata; Amphibia; Anura; Pelobatidae
Gene: LHX2
Product: LIM homeobox 2
Exons: 5
Coding region: 723-2018 (431 amino acids)
Biological process (GO): neuron differentiation; regulation of transcription by RNA polymerase II
Cellular component (GO): nucleus
Molecular function (GO): RNA polymerase II transcription regulatory region sequence-specific DNA binding; DNA-binding transcription factor activity, RNA polymerase II-specific
Source: RefSeq, a predicted model, not a curated record
GAGAGCUUCUCACUUUAAGGGAUUACACCAAGUCCAUGCAGAGGACCCUCCUCCCCCAUUACUCACACACAGCCCUGCCUGCAGGAGCAAAAACUUAACACAACAACGGUCCAAGGAAGAUCUGAAGCACCUACAGAAAAAAAAAUACCCAACCUCCUGUCUUUGGUUUCACUCUGUGUAAUAUCCAGCCCAAUAAAGUAGAAUCAUCUUUCCUGACAAUUGUGAUUCAGCUGCCAUGGACACAGAAUACUAACUUUUUCCUCCUCUGGAGAGGUUGCACAUGACUGCCUGGCUGGCCCUGUUGUACCUUCUGCAUCCCAAGCAUGGAGCAGGCCUGAGUGUUUCUACAGGUCUUUUAAACCUCUGUUUACAGACUGCACAGUUUCCACAAUCUGCCAAAAUUCAUGGACACACCUAUCAUGAAGAAAGGCAGCUCUUAAGGACACCUUUAUUUCAGGAUCUUCUGCUGCUGCUGCCGCCUUGCUGACCCACCUGAAGAUCCCGAGAUAUGUCCUUCAGGUCAUACUUUUAGACCUGCUUGAGAUAUAUAUAUAUAUACACAUAUAUAUAUAUUUAUUUUUUUGAGACAUCAUAUGAUAGCAGAUGACAGCACGGGGACCUCCUGAAUUGUUCUGACUUUUUGUUAUUUGUGGUUGUAGUUUGAUCGUCUGGGCAAGGACAGUCCCCAGGACAUACGGUCUCCUGUGCUGACUUGACAUUCAAUGCAUGGCUUAGGACUUCAGUUUGUGGAAGUAGGAGCCAGGUACCAAAGCAUCUGCAAAAAAUCAAUCUCCCACUCGUGUUCUUUCCUCGCUUCAGAAAUGCUUUUCCACAGCCUGUCAGGGGGUGAGAUGCAUGGGGUCAUCGAUGAGAUGGACAGAAGAUCCAAGACUGAAACUCCUGCCAUCAGCUCUGCUAUUGACAGAGGGGAGACUGAAACGACCAUGCCCUCUAUCAGCAAUGACCGGGCUGCCCUGUGUGCCGGCUGUGGAGGGAAGAUUUCAGACCGGUACUACCUCCUGGCAGUGGACAAGCAAUGGCACAUGCGCUGCCUUAAGUGCUGUGAAUGUAAAUUAAACCUGGAAUCUGAACUUACCUGCUUCAGCAAAGAUGGCAGCAUCUACUGCAAAGAGGACUAUUACAGGAGGUUUUCUGUCCAGAGAUGUGCCAGGUGCCAUUUAGGGAUCUCUGCCUCUGAGAUGGUGAUGAGAGCCAGGGACUUAGUUUACCACCUCAACUGCUUCACUUGUAACACUUGCAACAAGAUGCUGACCACUGGGGACCACUUUGGGAUGAAGGAGAACUUGGUCUACUGCAGAUUACACUUUGAGACUUUGAUACAGGGAGAAUACCAGGUCCAUUUCAAUCACUCGGAUGUGGCAUCAGGAAAGGGUUCAGGACUGGGGUCUGGGGCCAACUCUUUGGGGUUGCCUUAUUACAACGGCGUGGGGACUGUGCAAAAAGGAAGACCCAGGAAAAGGAAGAGUCCAGGGCCUGGAGCAGAUCUGGCUGCCUACAAUGCAGCGCUCAGCUGCAAUGAAAACGAUGGAGACCAUAUGGACAGAGAUCAACAGUACACCCCCAACCAGAAAACCAAACGUAUGAGGACCUCCUUCAAACACCAUCAGCUGCGGACAAUGAAAUCUUACUUUGCUAUUAACCACAAUCCAGAUGCCAAGGACCUAAAGCAACUAGCACAGAAGACAGGUUUAACCAAAAGAGUUUUACAGGUAUGGUUUCAGAAUGCAAGAGCCAAAUUCAGAAGGAAUCUUUUGCGUCAAGAAAAUAAUGGAGUGGACAAAACAUCUGAUUCUGCACUUCAAGCUGGGACUCCUUCAGGUCCAGCUUCUGAAAUUUCAAAUGCCUCUAUGAGCCCCUCCAGCACCCCAACUACAUUAACAGACUUGACAAACCCUACCAUGCCAACUGUGACCUCUGUACUAACUUCGGUGCCUGGCAGCUUGGACAUACAUGAGUCUCGAAGCCCUCCACAAACAACACUGACAAAUCUGUUCUGAUGACUCUCGGAAAAGUUUCUUUAAGAGAAAGAAAUUAUUUUUAGUCAAUUUCCAAGUGUAUUUUAAUAGAGACUUUGUUCAAUGAAUAACCCUUUUUUGAGGACGUCCUGGUGAAAAGCUCAUUGUACUGGUGUUAAAGAUAAACUGAAAGAUAGCUUGAAAGAUGUAUCUGCAACACAACAUUUGUGUAACUGUACAGUUUUGCGGUCUAAACAAAGGAAAGAACCAUUAAUUUAAGUUGGCUGAAUCUUCUGUAUUCUCAAAGACUGUUACGUGCCUUAUAUACUGACUUAUCAACAUACAUUUCUCUCUGUAUAUUUACGACCAGAACAAAAUUGUUAAAAGUUUUUUUCAAAUAGUCCUAAAAAAAAGUACAUUGUUUAGAUAUUUUUUUUGAACAGAACUUUUAGCAUUAAACUGAUAAUGUAAAAUUUGAGCAGAAACAGGUUCCAUGGUGGCUUUUGACUGCGUUCUAAGGGUUACAGAGGUUUAAGCACCAAGAUAUGGUAUAUAGAGAGUAUUCAUUAUUUUAUAUAAGGAGAUACAACAAUAGGCUUUCAAACAUCUCAUUACAUAAAGAAUCCCUUUUUACCUUGCAUUGUGGUGAUCUGACACAAUAUUGUUUUGCUAUCUAGUAAAAGUGUGUUAAAAAUUAUGAAGAACUUACAAACGAGUAGUCAUUGGCCAGACUGAGAUAAGUAUUAACCAAUGAGAUAGAACAUUCACAGAACGUUAGUAUUUUUCUCAACUAAAAAUGCAUACCAAUAUAAUUAAUUCCCUCACACCAAGCCUAGUAAGGCUACUAAAUUCUUAAAUGAAUCUAAAGAAACAAACAAACAAAAAAAAGCAAAAAACAACAUAUUAGUGCUUAAAUUUAAUCAGUACAAUUAUUUAUUUCACUGUGAACGCUGAUAUAAUUUGGAAUCAUGCACAAUUGCUUUUAGCCAUCAAAAUCGUUAAUUAUAGUUUUGAACAGAAUUCCAGCUCAUAUUUCACGUAAAAUAACACUUGUAUAAUUUUUCAAAUUAAAAUACAUUGCAGAAAGGUGAAAUAAUUUUAAAUGGCAUUGAAUAUAAAGGAACAUACACAUACACAGAGCAACAUACAAAUAAUAUAAUACACAAUAUUUAUUAGGGUUUCUGUUAUAAAUUGGAAAGUGUUGAGUGAGCAAGCCAUUUUACUCACAAAUGAGUACUCUGGCAUUAUCUUGAAGAUGAACUUUGCUAGUGCUCACUAAAAUUGAAAACCUUAAGUAAAAUUCAAAAGUAUUUUAGUGUAAAAUUUAGAAUCCACUUUACAUUAUACAGGCUCAUAUACCCCAAAAAUGGGACUGAAUUUAGAAAGUACAUAGAACACCAAACAAUGUGUAAACACAAACUAAAGUGAAACACAAUAUUACACACAGUGGAAUUAUGUCAAUAAAUAAAUAUACUUUUCCUGAAAGGCCGUAUUCCCCAGGAACCUCUGAAUCUUCAACAAAUAUAUCAAAGAGCAAGGAGAGAUACUGCAAGACAAUAUAUAUA